Messenger RNA from Apodemus sylvaticus (European woodmouse), 2143 nucleotides. It is a transcript of the gene Oxsm, whose product is annotated as 3-oxoacyl-ACP synthase, mitochondrial. The coding region runs from base 213 to 1592 and encodes 459 amino acids. The transcript has 3 exons. Gene Ontology annotation, molecular function: 3-oxoacyl-[acyl-carrier-protein] synthase activity. Gene Ontology annotation, biological process: fatty acid biosynthetic process. NCBI's taxonomy places the organism in Eukaryota, Metazoa, Chordata, Mammalia, Rodentia, Muridae. The record is from RefSeq and is a predicted model, not a curated record.
UCUCAGGAAGCAGCACCCGGCCUUCCAGCCACCGCGGGGCUGGGCUGUUGCGGGACUGCGGGAAAGGCUAGCUGCCCUACACGGAAGUAGAUGAAGUGCACACAACAAAAUGGGCGGCCUCCUGUUGUAUUGAUCUUAGAAAUGCCCCAAGGGCUCAGUCCACACUGUACAGUAAUCUUCGGAAUGUGUUUCUGAUCUUCUGAAUUUCAACCAUGUUGUCAAAGUGCUUGCAACAGUUUCUAAAAGCCACAAGCUCCCAUCCGUAUCCAGCGUCAUAUUGUGGGUUAAUAAGCAAACACAGGUUUUAUGGAACUGUGCCAACAGCCAGGUUGCGCAGGCGAGUUGUCAUCACAGGCAUUGGACUCGUGACACCACUUGGCGUUGGGACUCAACUAGUUUGGGAUCGGCUUCUCCGAGGAGAAAGUGGAAUUGUUUCUGUAGUUGGUGAUGAGUACAGGAAUAUUCCUUGCAGUGUAGCUGCUUAUGUACCGAGAGGUUCAGAUGAAGGUCAGUUUAAGGAAGAAAACUUUGUGUCCAAAUCAGAUGCCAAGUCCAUGUCCUCCCCCACCAUCAUGGCCAUCGGGGCAGCAGAACUGGCCCUCAAAGACUCCGGCUGGCAUCCGAAACUAGAAGCAGAUCAGGUGGCUACUGGCGUGGCCAUUGGCAUGGGCAUGGUUCCUCUUGAAGUUGUUUCUGAAACUGCUUUGAUGUUUCAGACCAAAGGUUACAAUAAAGUCAGCCCAUUCUUUGUCCCAAAGAUUCUGAUCAAUAUGGCUGCAGGCCAGGUUAGCAUUCGCUACAAACUCAAGGGCCCCAAUCACUCAGUGUCCACAGCCUGCACCACAGGUGCACACGCUGUGGGAGACUCCUUUAGAUUUAUAGCCCAUGGUGACGCAGAUGUGAUGGUGGCUGGGGGCACAGACUCAUGCAUUAGUCCGUUGUCUCUCGCUGGGUUUGCCAGAGCCCGGGCUCUGAGCACAAACCCACUUCCUAAGCUGGCCUGCCGACCAUUUCAUCCAGAGAGAGAUGGUUUUGUCAUGGGAGAGGGAGCCGCCGUGCUGGUGCUGGAAGAGCAUGCGCACGCUGUUCAGAGAGGAGCCCGGAUCUACGCCGAAGUUCUGGGUUAUGGACUCUCAGGUGAUGCUGGCCACAUAACUGCCCCCGACCCUGAAGGAGAAGGUGCUUUAAGAUGCAUGGCUGCUGCUGUAAAGGAUGCAGGCGUGUCACCUGAGCAGAUAUCCUAUGUCAACGCACAUGCCACCUCCACACCACUGGGUGAUGCCGCUGAGAACAGAGCCAUCAAGAGGCUCUUUAGGGACCACGCCUGUGCCCUUGCCAUCUCCUCCACAAAGGGAGCCACUGGGCAUCUUCUGGGGGCUGCAGGGGCAGUUGAGGCAGCUUUUACUGCUCUGGCUUGUUACCAUCAGAAACUACCACCAACUUUAAACCUGGAUCGUACAGAGCCAGAAUUUGAUCUAAAUUAUGUUCCGCUGGAGGCACAGGAAUGGAAAACUGCGGGUCGAUGUAUUGGACUCACCAAUUCCUUUGGGUUUGGUGGCACUAACGCAACUCUUUGUAUUGCUGGUGUGUAAACAUUGGCUUUUAAUGGUCAUAAAUGUAUAAAUAGUGUGUAUGUAGAUAUGUCUUAUAUCAAUACCUAGAUGACUUCAGCACAAUUGGUAUUUGUGUAUUUCUCUGCUAGGGAACAGGCUGCCCAGUACUUGUGGAUAUUUUACAGCAUCUUGAUGUCUCCUGUGAGAUUUCAGUGGCAACUAGUGACAACCAGAAAUGUCUCUGGAGGACAGAAUAACCUGCACACAAAACUAUUGAUUUAUGUUUUUCUAAUGCACUAUUUCAUCCAUCAUGGUCCUUUUCAGGUAUUUACUUAGAGACUAGCUCCUCUGAGCAAGGCUGUGCUGCUGCUGGUGUAGCUCCAGGGGCACCACUGUCGCCCAGCAUAGAUAGAGACAGAAUACAGUUCGAGUAGGAGUGUGCAUAAUCAGUCAGCAUCCUUUGAGGGCUGCUGUCAGCCAGUGAUGGAUGACCUGUUCACCCCUGCUGUGUACAGUGUCCUGUGUGGAAUUUCCCCAAGCUCCCAAGCUUUCAUUUCUCUGAAGGAGGAAAUAAAACUGGGUUGCCUUUU